AUCUCUCUGGCCCAAACAGGCUCAUCUCACGUGCCUCCCUCACUCUCCCACACAAACACAGCACAGCGACAUCUCUGUCUCUCAAAUCAAAUCAAACAACUCUUUCAAGUGCUCACCGGCGGUGAUAAUUGGCCAAGCAAGGUUCAGGUUCCUAUGGCAACCUUAAGAAAUCUGAAAAUCAAGACAGGAACUUGUAAACGUAUUGUUAAGGAGUUGCAUUCGUAUGAGAAAGAGGUUGAGAGAGAAGCUGCCAAAACAGCAGACAUGAAAGAGAAAGGAGCUGACCCAUACGACCUUAAGCAACAGGAGAAUGUGCUUGCUGAGUCAAGGAUGAUGAUACCUGAUUGUCGCAAGCGUCUAGAGGCCUCAUUAGCUGACCUGAAAGGAACUUUGGCUGAGCUGGAGGAGUCAAACCAAAAGGAAGGCACGGAGAUUGAGGAAGCAAAAAGCACUAUAGUGGAGGUUGAACAGUUGUUUCAAACAACUGAAGCUUAAUGUUGUGUUAAUGGAGGGAGUUUGACUUUAUAUAUAAGUUGGCCUCCCAUUUACAGCCAGUUUGCAUGGAGUGCAUCUUGAUGAGAUUUGGAACCUUGCUUUUUUGUGAGCCUUAUUAGUCUCUUGUCUGUUGUUGGUGUCUAAAAAAGUUAAAAAGAUAUUUUAUGAAUAGAAUUUUCUCUUGCCAGAUUUGUUUCUAUUUGGCAUGUUUACUUA
Quercus lobata is the source of this 711-nucleotide messenger RNA. It is a transcript of the gene KIS, whose product is annotated as tubulin folding cofactor A (KIESEL). Gene Ontology annotation, biological process: post-chaperonin tubulin folding pathway; tubulin complex assembly. The transcript is spliced from 4 exons. Lineage: Eukaryota; Viridiplantae; Streptophyta; Magnoliopsida; Fagales; Fagaceae. Gene Ontology annotation, molecular function: beta-tubulin binding. The record is from RefSeq and is a predicted model, not a curated record. Gene Ontology annotation, cellular component: microtubule cytoskeleton; cytosol. The coding region runs from base 154 to 495 and encodes 113 amino acids.